GUGAAAGUGUUUAUUAUUGUGUGUCAAUUAAAGGCAAAUUUGGGUGGUAAAUUAUCCCGUUGAGUUUUUGAGAAGAACGCUACAGUGUCAAGGUUUUAUGGUUUUGUAUCCGUUUGUUAGCCUGAAGCACUUUGUGUGACUGUUAACAUCUUACCCUUUGUCGACUACUGAUGCUAGCUCAAACCAGCCUCCAACUAGUAAAAGAAUUAAAACGCUCCCAACAAAGCAAAUUACCUCCUUAUGGUGAAGAUAAAAUCCGAAUUUGUUUGGAAGAAAUGCGAGUACUAUAUGAUGCAAAUCAUCGUGAUGUAGCCCUUGUAUCUAACUCGUCGUCUGGGCCAUCAUCAUCAUUAUAUGAAACAGAUGAUCAUAGUAAUAAAAUUCAAUCUGUUUUAGUCAGACAUGCUAUCUUGGAACGUAAUAAACGUUGUCUUCUUGCCUAUCACCAUGCUAGAUUAAUGCGGAUCAAAGAACUACGGUGGGAAUAUGGUAUCAUUUUACCUAAAGGUAAUAGUGAUUUCGUUAUACUACGCUGUAAUUUUUGUAACUUAUCACUUUGAAGUAGUUUUUUGUACACAAAAUGUCAUAAGUUCAUACUUGUUAGUACCUCUGCACAUAACUCUUUCUAAUACAGAAAUGAAACAACAGAAGUAUCCCUUUAGACCUAAAGCUACUAUAACGUUAUGAUUUAAUUUGGAUAAUUGAUAAUAUAACUGCUGGAACCGGAUGUGUGUACGGAUUCCGUUAGUGUAUUUUCUGCAGUCCCAAAGCUAGUCAGUAUUAUCAGGGUUCAUGUAGUAAACAAUUCCUGGUCCAUCGUCAUGCUUAGUAUACACUGGAACUCUGUAACGAAGUACGAAUCUAUGUACUCGCUUUUGGAUUACAAUUUGUGAGACUGGAAAGCAUACAUACUUCCUGACUUCCCAAAUCUACGUGAGACAUUUAAAACCUGAAAUUUGUUAGGAUGUAUUAUACUAGCAGUUUAAUCAUUGAGUUAAAAUCGCAACAAUAUCUGAGUAUUUAAACCAUUGGAAUUUGACGGAACGUAAGUUAUAUUUGAAAUCAACAAUUCCCUACCGGAAAGAAACCUCUAUCCCACCAACGAAAAAAAGUUCCUGUCCAGUUCUAUUUACAUUGAUGUGAGAUUCAGUAACAACGCAUCAGUAAUAUGUAAAUAAAGUCGUUUGAAUGACUGCAGUUUUCUAUUUAAUAAACUACCGGUCUGGAUAAUGCACUUUUUCCUCAAAGCAAGAAAUAUUUUAAACUCAUCAUUCUCAGUCAAAAUACAUGAAGUGAGCUGACAAAAUAUUGAUUAGUCAUGUACAUUAAGAUGUUGUACGGUUGAUUAAUAACAGCUCAACUUGUACAGAGAGUUUUCUUUUCAGAAAUUUAAAACAAUUAGUUCAUUUGAUAAGUUUCGAGAAGGCAAAGAGAAAACGAAGGUUAUGAGGAUUAUGUGAUAUAUUUGCACAAUACAUUUCGAACAAUCUGAUCACACAUACUUGCUAAGACAUUCUUAUAUGAAAACUAUAAGGUCAACUAGACAGAUUAAUGAUAAGCCGUAACAAAGAAAAAUAAAGUACACAAAAACGAUGUGAUAACCACGCUGGAUAAUAAAUCAGUAUUACUAGGGUAGGUUAAGGGUAAGAACAAAUUGUUUUUUUGGAAGACAUGAAGGGGAUUUCAGUUUCCGUAUAGCAAAGGCUUCAAUGAACCUUAGUAUACGUCCUUGAAGGCACAUUGAUAGGAUUGGACGUAAGUGGGUAUUAGACCUAUGAAUUUUUAGUUAUCCAUAUAAACUGGGGUACACCAAACUUAUAGGUCUUAAUAAAUUAAACUCAUCUUUAUUAAUAGAAUUCAUGUUUGACAAUUUAACAUCUAGUCCCAUCAAUAUGUCGGUCACGUACGCACAACCUUACAAAAUGGUUUAUAGAAGUAUUAAACGCUAUCCGAAAUCAAUUUCGUAAGUAUUAUUUGAUUGACUAAUGUGGAUUAAUUAAGUACUUAAUGGAUAUGGAUGUAAAAACAAAGACAAUGAGCUCCUUUAAUGUGAACAUUUUAUUUACAAAUGUACCUCUUAGAAAAACUAUUGAUAUUUUGUGUGACUAUAUCUCAUUGAAUAACCUUCCAUUGCCAUUUCCUGUGAACUCUUAAACAUUCACAAUUAUUGUGAACUGAUAAUGUGAAAUUCACUUUUGAGGGUGAGCACUUUCGACAAAUCGAUGGCGUAGCUAUGGGUAGCCCUUUGAGGUGGUUUCUGGCUGAUGUAUUUAUGAGAUGUGUUGAAAAUCUAGCUGAAGACUCAAUUCAAAAGGUGUGUCUGUAUAAAAGGUACGUUGAUGACAUCAUAAUCAUAGGGGAUAAAUAUGAACCGUUUGUACAAAAGCCUUCAAGGACGUAUACCAAGGUUUAUUGAAACCUUGACUAUACGGAAACUGAAAUCCCCUUCAUGUCUUCCAAAAAAACAAUUUGUUCUUACCCUUAACCUACCCUAGUAAUACUGAUUUAUUAUCCAGCGUGGUUAUCACAUCGUUUUUGUGUACUUUAUUUUUCUUUGUUACGGCUUAUCAUUAAUCUGUCUAGUUGACCUUAUAGUUUUCAUAUAAGAAUGUCUUAGCAAGUAUGUGUGAUCAGAUUGUUCGAAAUAUAUUGUGCAAAUAUAUCACAUAAUCCUCAUAACCUUUGUCUUCUCAUUGCAUUUUCGAAAUGGCUCAAACUCCAGUCAACUCUAAUUCUAGCUAUAACACUACGUUGCUCGAGACAGUGGUUAGUUGAGACGCAUUUUAGGAAUAUUGGACUUCCACUUUAUCUAAGAGACCCGUCCAAUAUUCAUGUUAGUCUCAAGGUAGGUUUGUCAUAAUUCUAUUUAUUCACCUCUAAGUUUUGAAUAGUGGACAUUUGAUCUGGACAAUCAAAAUCCUUUACAUAUAAACAUUAUCCUUGAUUUCCUUCAUCAAUAUGUACAAUACAUCUUUUAAACUUAGAUAUCCGUGAUAAUUUAUCGGAAGCGGAACAAGCAUGGUUUAAACACUAUUGUAGUUGUUUGGCAAACUUCAUGCAGGCUGAUGGAUCGGAACGUGGAGGCGGUGGAAUGCUAGAUUUAACACAAUAUCGUACACCACCAAAAUCAUUAUUUCUAGAAGUCCGUUGUCUUCAAGAUUUUGGCGAAUUCGAAACAGAGGAUGGCAGUAUUUUACAUUUAACAAAAGAUUGUACAAUCUCUCUCCCUUCCUGUUCAUAAUAUUGUCAUUUAAUUUGUGUGGAGCAUACCUUUCCAGCUACCUACCAUACUAAACCUUUCAGGUCAAGAAGAAAAUGCGACGAACUACUGGGUCAGGUCCACACUUUCCUAUUUUAUCAAUUUACGAAACAGCAUCAUCUUCAUGCAUUACAUGUGCCUAACCACUGUAUACCUCAGGAGGCGAUGAUAUAUGGUGGAUGAGUAGGCUAUCAGAAAACUAGAAUAACCCAAAUCAGAACGUGCCAUUAAUCCAUGGAGUCAUUGACAGCUGAAAUAAGUUAAUGUAAGGUGCAGAUCAAUCAGUCAGGAUCCAUACGAUGAUCGGAACUAGUGAUUGACUGUCCGAUGACAUGGCACAAAUGUAUUCACUCUCAUAAGAAGAAGUUUUUCUCUGAAA
Messenger RNA from Schistosoma haematobium, 3638 nucleotides. Its product is annotated as DNA replication complex GINS protein PSF1, variant 2. Gene Ontology annotation, cellular component: GINS complex. NCBI's taxonomy places the organism in Eukaryota, Metazoa, Platyhelminthes, Trematoda, Strigeidida, Schistosomatidae. The coding region runs from base 171 to 560 and encodes 129 amino acids. The record is from RefSeq and is a predicted model, not a curated record. Gene Ontology annotation, biological process: DNA replication; DNA strand elongation involved in mitotic DNA replication. The transcript has 3 exons.